Messenger RNA from Ruditapes philippinarum (Manila clam), 2689 nucleotides. RefSeq lists its product as uncharacterized. The transcript has 8 exons. NCBI's taxonomy places the organism in Eukaryota, Metazoa, Mollusca, Bivalvia, Venerida, Veneridae. The record is from RefSeq and is a predicted model, not a curated record. The annotation marks the transcript as partial.
UUUUACGUAAAUAUAUUGAAACAAGCAAAAACUUGCACGCGGUGAAAAUAAGUUAACAAACUUUUAUCAUAAUACAUGCCGAAAUUCUAUAUCAUAUUAUUAUGAUGAUAUAUACAUACAAAACAAUAAGAGCAAAAACAAUAUCAAGCCUGAUCAUUACUUCUAAGCGUGCACUGUGGGAGACAACCUUCACGAGAUGUUGUUUAAACAACGAAUGUAGUGUAUCCGAAGAAGUUAUAACAAAUCGGACGGUUGUCGAGAAAAGUUAACUUUAACAGUAAACUUAACUUCCCCUUUUUUCGCUUUGUGUUAAUGUGAUAGUAGAUUUUGUGAACUGAAGGAAAAAAGAAGUAUUUGUAUAUAUAAUUUGUGAAAUACAUAUAUGUGGAUAGUAUACAUAUACACUAUUUUAAUGGUGAUUCGUUAACAGUUAUUAGACAUAAAUGUUAGUAUAGAUAUAAAUAAAAAAAAUAAUUAAAUAGUUAAGUAUAAAAUACAUUUUUGCUACCAAAAGAAAUUCGGAUGCAUCAAACUUGCCUACAGAUUGCAUUUAAGAAGUUAUUUAAUGUGUAUGUUUGUAGAAAUUUGCAACUAAACUUUGAAAGGAAAAUAACUUUGAUCGACUUGGGUUGUUUUUCUUAUAAAUGAAAUUUAAUACUGGUAUGGCUGAAACUUGGUAUAUGUCUAGUGAACUUUAAACAAAAGGGAAGUAAUUAGCGUUUGAGAACAAUGGAUAGACUUUUAGCUUUUCUAAGACGGAUUUUUGGCAUGCAAGACGGCGAAGCAGGGAACCAUUCUCAAAACAAACAUGAUGAAAAGAAGGAACCAAAUGAAGUGCAAAAAGAAAAAAUGUUAACGGAAGAAAACGAGUAUUACCUUAGGAUAAUUUUGCUUCUUUGCGGAGGAUGUUUGUACGUCACAAAGAGAUUUCUGGAACAGGAGCUUAAAAACCGUGACGAAAAACUUGAUAACCUGCUAAAAAGAAAAGAAAAGAAAUUAAGGCAUGAAUUACACAAGAAGCAAGUCGAAAGAUUGUUUCCAAAUGAUGGAUUUGACAAGACUGAUAUUGACACUUGGGAUAUUCAAAUGAUACUUUGUGUUUUAGUGCACGUGUUAAAUGAACCUGACAGUAAAGAGAAGAAACUUAUUAGAGAACUGAAGAAAUACAGAAACGAUAUAAUAGCGCAUCGUGCAACUACAACAUUGAACAAAAAAGAUUUUGAUACUUUGCAAAGCGAUAUUCAAGACACUAUGAAACACUUAGCAUCAAAAUGUAGUAGUUCGGUUCAGAAAGACUGUGAGAUGUAUAUUUCUUCAUCUUUAACCGGGCCAUUAGAUAUCAGCUUAGCAGAAAAGUAUUUACAAGAACUAGCAGAGUCGGAGGAGAAGGUGCAGGAAAUCAUUGAUAAGUUUAAAUCACUGAAAAGGCGCAUAAGUCGUUCGGAUGUAACAACUUGGCACGAAUUAAAUGAAAUACACUGUGAUCUCAAAGAACUGAAAAGUUAUUUUAAGACAGCGUCAAUGGAAUUGGAAAAUCAAAUAGGUGUAUCAAAUGAGGGAUUAAAUCAACUGGAAGAUUCACUGGCGAGCAAAUUUCGUGCGCACAAUCAAAAGGAAGAUCCGGUUGUCAGAAAAUCAGUCGUACCACGUGAACUAGCUAAAUCUGGUCAAUCAACAAGUAUUCCGCAAACACCCCAGAUUGAAAAAAACACGUCUUUGUCUCCGGAAAGUAAAUCUGUCAAGGAUCAGAAGCCUUUUGUAGAAACACCAUCUAAGUCUCCAGAAAGUAAAUCUGUCAAUGAGCAGAAACCUUUUGUUGAAACACCAUCUAAGUAUCCAGAAAGUAAAACUGUCAAGGAGCAGAAGCCUUUUGUUGAAGCACCAUCUAAAUAUACAGAAAGCAAAUCUGUCAAGGAGCAGAAGCCUUUUGUUGAAACACCAUCUAAGUCGCCAGAAAGUAAAUAUGUCAAGGAGCAGAAGCCUUUUGUUGAAACACCAUCUAUUGGGCGUAUUUGUAUUCAAAGAGACGGUAUUUGUCCUGAAGAUAAUGUAGCUGCAAUAGAUAUUGGGACAUCACUUUCUGGUUGUGCCUAUUAUUGUAGGGAAGGUAUACACAUACCGAGUUGGUGGGGUGGUGAUGCACUGGGGAGACGUCAGAAAACACCGACGUGUAUAUUGUUUGAUUCCAAUGAGGUAUUCCAUAGCUUUGGUUUUGAAGCUGAAGAUAAUUAUGCGAGUCUUCCUGAAGAAACGAACGAUUAUAUGAAUUGGUUUUUCUUUAAGCAUUUCAAAAUGCAGUUGUACGUAAACAUGCCGGUAAAAAGAACGUUUCGCUUUGUAACAGUUGAUGGGAAAGAAAUGAAUGCAAUGAAAGUGAUGUCGGCCACUAUAGGUUAUCUUCGAGCGAAAGUGUUAGAAGAGCCUGCGGACAUAUCACGAUGGACCAGAAUGCAUAACAUUGGUGAAAAGCAAAUAAGUUGGAUACUUACUGUUCCGGCAAUAUGGUCUGAUUCAGCCAAACAAUUCAUGAGAGAGUCUGCUGAAAUGGCUGGUAUACAAAGAAGUCAAUUGACAAUUGCACUUGAACCCGAGGUUGCAGGCAUUUAUUGUAUUGGUGGAAAUUUAUAUGGCUGUACUCAGUCUGUCCUUGCAGCAUUUGGCCAUAAAUACAUUGUUGUAGACAUGGGUG